Dromiciops gliroides (monito del monte) is the source of this 315-nucleotide messenger RNA. RefSeq names its product 60S acidic ribosomal protein P2-like. The transcript has a single exon. Lineage: Eukaryota; Metazoa; Chordata; Mammalia; Microbiotheria; Microbiotheriidae. The record is from RefSeq and is a predicted model, not a curated record. Gene Ontology annotation, molecular function: structural constituent of ribosome. Gene Ontology annotation, biological process: cytoplasmic translational elongation. The coding region runs from base 1 to 315 and encodes 104 amino acids. Gene Ontology annotation, cellular component: ribosome; cytosolic large ribosomal subunit.
AUGAGCUACGUGGCUGCCUACCUCCUGGCCAUCCUUGGCAACGACUCCCCCAACUCCAAGGACCUGAAGAAGAUCCUGGACAGUGUGGACAUCGAGAGGGAAGAGCGCAUGAAGAAGGCCAUCGGCGAGCUGAGCGGCAAGAACAUCGAAGAUGUGAUCGGGCAGCGGAGCCGUAAGCUAGCUUCCAUGCCCUCUGGUGGUGCCAUUGCUAUUGCUGCCAGUGCUGGUUCUGCUGCCCCAGCUGCUGCUGGUGCUGCCUCUCCUGCUGCAGAGGAGAAGAAGGAAGGAAAAAAAAAAGGAGUCAGAAGAGUCUGA